AUGGCUAUCAGCGGUGUCCUUGUAAACGUACACAACCCUGCCCUCGUGUUGACGAUGACCAAAGACGGCAAGGUCGAAGGUCAGAGUCUGAACCAUACCGGCCGUGACAAUCAGCUGUGGUUCGCGCAGUUCAGAUAUGUCAAAGAAACAGACGCGUAUGUGUGGUCGGUCCUGAACAAGGGUACUGGAAAGUACUUGUCGUGGAACUCGAGCAUGCAAGUCCUCAUGAGCGACACUCAACACUGGUGGAAAUUGGCCAUCGUAGGCGAGAAUAUCGGAUUCCAAGUCCCCCAUGCGUCCAAGGACGAUGAAAGCUACUACACUUUGGAGCUUGAAGACAAUGCAUCGGUGACGUGGCCCGUUGACCGUGGUAUCGUCACCCUCAAGAACCAGACGGGGACUGUCAUCAGCAGGCAGCUGUGGACUCCCGUGGAUAAAUGA
Suillus plorans is the source of this 441-nucleotide messenger RNA. RefSeq lists its product as uncharacterized. Bases 1 to 441 code for a protein of 146 amino acids. The transcript has 5 exons. NCBI's taxonomy places the organism in Eukaryota, Fungi, Basidiomycota, Agaricomycetes, Boletales, Suillaceae. The record is from RefSeq and is a predicted model, not a curated record.